Messenger RNA from Prorocentrum cordatum, 1765 nucleotides. Lineage: Eukaryota; Dinophyceae; Prorocentrales; Prorocentraceae. The record is from the annotation of a GenBank genome assembly.
CUGGGACUGACGACGACGAUGACUCAAACGGAAAAGCGUCCCACACACGCCGAAGGGUCGGGGGAUUCUGGGCUCCAGCCGUUUUGGCUCGAGACCUUCCAGCAAGAGCCUGACCUGCGAGCACUCCCAGCCAGAGUAACCUGUUGCCAAUGACCUCGGCCACGGACCGCAUGGAGCUCGCGGAGGUCGGCGGCGAGGCGAGUGGGUCGGAGCAGUUCUUGGUCCAGGACGCUCGCGCCCGGCGUUCGCCCUGGCGUGCGGCGGGUGGCGCAGGCGUGGCCGCCCUGCUCCUGGCCGGCGCAGGCGCGGGGGCAGCGCGUUUUGCGUUGCGCGGGGCGGCCUCGGACACGGACCGCCUCCAGAGCAAGGUGCAGACGGUGGCCUUGCCCCCGCGCGACAAGUGCGCCAGCACGGAUGACGACUGCUACAGCUUGGGGUGUUGCAACGUUGCGGGCCUGAAUUGUUUCGAGACCAAGCCUGGGAAGGGCAAGUGCCUGAAGAACUGUACUCCCAGCGCUUCCCAGCUGUGCGUUCAGACGCAGCCGAUCAUGGACCCGAUCCUCAAGGAUGCCGACUGGUACGGCCCGUCAUUGUACUGCUUCGCAGUGGUCAUGCAGGACAUCGGCAGCACAAAGAAGAUGUACGACUUGGAGCUCCUCCAGGGAGCAUACGAGAGGAGGACCAGCAUCUUCGGGUGCGAGAACUGGGGUGUGUUCAGCGACAAGGAGGGCGAGGUCGGACCUGGCGCUCCGCUCGUGAAGCUGGAGGAUGCCGACGGGGACUUCCACUUCGCGAAGAGAGAGGAGACCGGCACCUGGCUGAACACGGGCCUGCACUACCAGGCCUGGAAGGCAAUUGGGGAAGCGGGCGUGUACAAGAGUGCCAGUUGGGUCGUGAAGCUCGAUCCAGACGCGGUGUUCGUGCCGAGCCGCUUGGUGUCUUACCUCUCUAGCAAGUUGGUCCCGGCCACCGGCCUCUACCUCGAGAACUGCAUAGGCGUGAAGUAUGGGUGGUUCGGCAGCUUGGAGAUUUUCUCGGCGGUGGCCUUCGAGACGCUCCUGGGGUCGAUGGCCUCGUGCAAGGAAACCGUCGACUGGAAGACGGGCGUUGACGGAGGCAAGUACGGCCCUAUGGGCGAGGAUCUGUUUGCGCAGGUCUGUUUGGACACGAACGGUGUCUCCCGUGGAGAGGCAUUCGGCUCCAAGCUGGACGGAACUUGCGAGGCGGACCGGCCAACCGCCGAGAAGAAGAACAAGAAGUGGAAGCCCACGUGCGACGGCGAGAACUUCCCGGCGUACCACCCGCUGAUGAAGCCCGAAGACUAUAUGGCGUGCUUGGAUGCUACCACCAAGGCGUUCGGCUACUGAGCGCCCCAUGGGAGCCUGAGAAGCUGCGCUGCGCCAGGCAGAGGGCCCUGCCUGUUAGGCCUGCCUCGCGCGCGCACACAAUGUUUUGUUGUAAUGCAAUGGUUUUGGUCAUGCAAUGAUUUUUCGCGCUGCCCUGAUUUCUCCUCCCACACGAAGAUGGUGAUGAGUAAAGAUGUGCCUGAGGCGGCAUGCAGCCUGGCGCUGCUUAAUUACGGGAGACCCCCUUCUUCGGCCUCGGGCGGCUGCGUGCCCAUGGUUGCAGUCAGCUUCGAGCCGCAUUCGUUCUCCCAUGUUCAUAUCUGGGCGUUCACACGUUUUUCCUCUACCUUCGUACCGUCUUGCAUCGAUGCGGCGAGGGGCACAAACAUCAUCCUGGCGAAGGACCCAGCCAUACACAG